UGCGCAUGCGCGGGCGGCACCCCGGGUGCCUCCCCUCAGUAGUCUGAGGGCCGCGGGGGAGCGGUGUGGGUGUGUUCGAGGGGCAGGGGAGGCUCCCCAGCGCUUAGAACACCUGAGCAACAGCCCUGACUGGAAAACAUUGGUUUGGUGACACAGCAGCGCGUCCUGUCCCACUUCAGGGCAGUGGAAACCGCGCGGGCUGUCAGUGUGUCUGCGUGACUCGGAGUGCCCGGCAGAGACAAGCCGCUUAUGAUGGGCUUUUUAAUAACUAUUAAUAUGUGUUAAGUCUGCAGCUUCCUCGUGAGGGGAAGCGGAGGGGCAGGCACUCCCUGGCGACGAGUGACAAGACCCGAGGGCAGGACAUGAAGCUGUGCCAGGGGAGGUUUAAGGAACAACAGCAAUGGCCAACCAAGAAGAAGCAGAAAUACAAAUUUCAGAGUUAGAUUUACUGUCUAGCAUGUUUCCUUAUGAGGAAGAGUUUGCUGUGACAGACCAAGUGGCUCUAGCUGAACUGAAACACUAUGUUGAAAAUGAAUCUGCAGAGGUGCCAUCUUCAAAACUUCAAUUUAUACUGAACGUAAAGGCAGAGGUGCCUAAUGCCUCUACGGUGGAAUUCUCUAUGGGCUGUGCUUUACCAUUUAAAUAUCCGACUGUUCUCCCAGAAAUUACUGUGAGGUCAUCAUUAUUAAGCCGCUCUCAGCAGAUUCUCCUUAACUCUGAUCUAAGAACGUAUUUGAUGCAAAACUUCAGUGGCGAGCCCUGCAUGUUGAGUGCGAGGGAAUGGGUUAAAGAUCACGCAGCUGCUUACAUUGACAAAGAUCUUUCAUCCUCCUCAGUGACAGCCUCAGAAGCCACACAGUCAGAAGUCAUCAUGUUCACUCGAUUGUGGAUCUAUAGUCAUCACAUUUACAACAAACAAAAAAGAAAGAAUAUCAUUGACUGGGCCAAGGAGCUCUCUCUGUCAGGGUUUUGCAUGCCAGGGAAACCAGGUGUUGUUUGUGUAGAAGGUUUACAAAGUAGUUGUGAAGAGUUCUGGUCAAGGGUAAGAAGAUUAACAUGGAAAAGAAUUCUUAUUCGGCACAGAGAAGAUGUUUCUUUGGAAGGUGGAGGACAUGCUGAGAUCCAGAAGCAACGCAAGUUCCCCACUUUGGAAGAAAAAUGUUUUGAUGCACAUGGUGCCAGGGGAAAUCAUAUGGACUUGGGGCAGCUGUAUCAUUUUUUAGAAGAAAAAGGAUGUGCUGACAUAUUUCAAAUGUACUUUGGGGUUGAAGGGCAUUGAAGGGGUUGAAGAUCAGUACAGGCCCCAGCACCUACAUUUCUAAUUUAAUCCUUGUAACAGAUUCCUUAGCUUUUCUGCAACAGUUGAUCACAGAGGGAAUUAAUAAUUCAUGAUUUAUGUGAUGAAUCCAAUUUUCAAUGAAAACAAAUAUCCAGAAUAAUGAAAAUGACUAUAUGAAUGACACUUUUCAGGUGUUAAGGAGAUGUAGGGUACAUACCUACUUAAAAUGAAAGAAAAUGUGCUUGAUAACCUACUGGACAGUUACAGAACUAUAGAUGGAUGAACAGAUGGAAUAUGGUGAAUGAAUAUACAAAUAAGAAGAGACGCAAAUACAGUGUGGGUAUCUCAGGAACAAAAACAUGAUGUUUACAUUAAUUGUUACUAUCUACAUUCACUUUAUGAAAACUUUUUUAAACAGUCUUCUACUUUCUACCUGGAACUAUAGUAAGCCAAGAGAUCAAUAUUUUAUUUAAAAAAGAACAAAGGGAGGGAACAAGUUUACAAGAGUCUUACUCAUGCUACCACGGUGAGCUAGGUUGCCUGCUCUAAGGCAUAAGAAUUUUCUGUAGGUAAAAAUGUUUGUGCAGAUAAGGUAGAUACCAUGGUGGCCCCACUACAUUUCUUGGUUUGGUUUGUGUAAAAGCAGCAGUGUACCAAGGAUUGGGCUCUCUUACAGCGUGCUCCAAAACUCUGAAACACUCCUCAGCCUUCUGAGUUCGCAAAUUUUCACUCCUGUAAUAUGAAGUGCAUGUUGCAUGUAUUUUUGAGUGGGAUUUCAACAAAGCUGUAUCAAUGAAUGCCGAUUUUGUAGAUACUGUAUCUAAAUGCCAUGGUAGAAAAACCAGACAUUGGUUUAUUUGGAUUAAAUAUUUUUAUUAAA
Cyanistes caeruleus (blue tit) is the source of this 2159-nucleotide messenger RNA. RefSeq names its product RWD domain containing 2B (gene RWDD2B). Gene Ontology annotation, molecular function: protein binding. The record is from RefSeq and is a predicted model, not a curated record. Lineage: Eukaryota; Metazoa; Chordata; Aves; Passeriformes; Paridae.